Rotaria sp. Silwood1 is the source of this 780-nucleotide messenger RNA. Lineage: Eukaryota; Metazoa; Rotifera; Eurotatoria; Philodinida; Philodinidae. The record is from the annotation of a GenBank genome assembly.
AUGAGUGGUGGUGUUGAUGGUCUUUUGGAAUUUCUGCUCUAUGUUGGCCAAGCCAAACGAACACUUCGCACAGGUUGGGUUUUACGUGGUGUUGAAAGAGCAGAAAGUGUUGCAGAUCAUAUGUAUCGAAUGGCUGUUAUGUCACUUUUAUUACCAACUGUAUCAGAACAAUCAAAAGUCCGUUGUAUGAAAUUAGCACUUGUACAUGAUUUAUCAGAAUCAGUUGUUGGAGAUUUAACUGAAUUUGAUGGCAUACCGAAAAGUGAAAAACACCGACGAGAAAGUGAAUCAAUGCUUUAUUUAACACGUUUGUUACCAGCUAAUGUUGGAAAAGAGAUAUUUGCAUUAUUUAAUGAAUAUGUUGAUAAAAAAACAAAUGAAGCAAAUCUUGUGAAAGAUUUAGAUAUAUUUGAUAUGCUCGUACAAGCUUAUGAAUAUGAAAAAAUUCAAGGUGAAAAUGGAUUUUUAGAAGAGUUUUUUAAAAGUUCAGUCAAUAAAGUACAAACGGAUAUUGUUAAAAAAUGGCUCCAAGAAUUGAUUCAAUGUCGAUCAUCAACAAAACAAGUUCAAUUACCAUCUGACUCAAAUCUUAAUACAAUGCUUAAACAUGUUCUUUAUGAUAAUCAAGGAACAUAUCUUUACAAACUUCCAGCAUCUGAUAUUCGUGAAAAAGUAAAUGAUUUUAUCUCAAGUAAAAGUCAAAAUGAUAAUUCAUCAUCAAUUGAUACAACUGAAUGUUUGACAAAUUUUGUCAAAGAUGUCGAAGAUCGAUAUGAUUAA